CAUUUAUUCGGUGACAGAUUGUCUCGUAAAAUUAAAUUUGUGGGAAACAUUAAAAUCAAAUUUAAUUUCAAUUAUGAACGAUAGAUCGCGCUUGAAUCUAAGCGCACUAAACUGUAAUAUUUCAUAACCGCGAAAGUUCUAAAGUUCGUUAUUGUUGAUUUUUUACUGGAAAGAAAAACAAUAACAUAGUUAAUAAAUAAAAUGUAAAUAGCAACAUUUAUUCUUUUUUUACAAAGAGAUGAUGAAUUUUGAGCUGGACUUACAUGACUUUUGGUUACUAAUACAAGAUGAUUCGAUCCUUGGCUCCUAGUCAGAAAGGCAAACGUCCACUUCUUAGUGAUAUAUCCAACGAUGUAACUUUGUCUCCAACUGUGCCACAAGUACACCAUGUGAAAAAAAAGAUUUGCCGUAACAUCAAAGAUGUACAAAUACCAGAAUACAAAGCAGUUACUCUAUCAGCCGAUAACAUUCAAGCUACACAAGAAGUAAUUUCUGAACAUGAAGAAAGAGUGAAGAAGCUUCUUAGUAAACCAUUUAAAAUACCUAUUCCUGGUUAUCAACUAUCAGGACGUACUUUAGGAACACGUUUAUCUGGUCCACGUAGACCUUUACAUGAUCCUAAUGAAGCCAAUGCACUUAUUGUGUAUUCACCACCUGAAUUAUCUGAACAUGAAAGGCUGAAAAUAGAUCAAUCAAAGCAGCUUGUGCAUGUAGUAGUAGAUCCUUUAUUAUGUAAUAUUUUAAGACCUCAUCAACGGGAAGGUGUGAAGUUUAUGUAUGAAUGUGUAACAGGACAACGUAUAGAAGGUGCUUAUGGAUGUAUUAUGGCAGAUGAAAUGGGUCUUGGAAAGACUUUACAAUGUAUAACUCUCAUGUGGACUUUAUUAAAACAAGGACCUGAGGCUAAACCACUUAUAGAGAAAGCUAUUAUUGUUGCUCCUAGUUCAUUAGUUAAAAAUUGGUACAAUGAAAUAUUCAAAUGGUUGAAAAACAGAGUUCAACCAUUAGCCAUUGAUGGUGGAAAUAAAGCAGACAUUGAUGCAAAACUUACAGGAUUUAUGAAAACUUAUGGCCGUAGAUGUGCAAAUCCUAUUUUAAUAAUCAGUUAUGAAACUUUUCGCUUACAUGCACAUGUUCUUCAUCAAGAUGAAGUAGGACUUGUAUUAUGUGAUGAAGGUCACCGCCUAAAAAAUUCUGAAAAUCAAACAUAUCAAGCACUUAUGAAUUUAAAAGCUAAAAGGAGGGUACUACUUAGUGGAACACCUAUCCAAAAUGAUCUCUUAGAAUAUUUUUCUCUUGUACAUUUUGUUAAUCAAGGAUUAUUAGGGACUGCACAAGAAUUUCGAAAAAAAUUUGAAAUACCAAUUUUACGAGGCCAAGAUGCAGCUGCAACGGAUACUGAACGCAAACUUGCCCAGGAACGAUUAUCAGAACUAGUGACCCUCGUUAAUAAAUGUCUUAUUAGACGUACUAGUGCUUUACUUUCUAAAUACUUACCUUUAAAACACGAACUAGUCGUUUGUAUAAAAAUGGGAAAAUUGCAAACUGAUCUAUAUAAAAAUUUUAUACAAAGCGAUAGCAUAAAGAAAUCAAUGGAAGAAAAUUCAGACGGUUCUAAAAAAGGAAAAAGUCUUUCCGCACUUUCGGCUAUUACGCUUUUAAAAAAACUAUGCAAUCAUCCAGAUCUAGUUUACGAAAAAAUAUUACAACAGUCUGAUGGAUUUGAAAAUGCAGCAAAAUUAAUGCCACCAAAUUAUAGUACCAAAGAAAUUUUGCCAGAAUUAUCUGGGAAAUUAAUGGUAUUAGAUUGUCUAUUGGCAUCGAUUAAAACAACGACAAAAGACAAAAUUGUAUUGGUGUCUAAUUACACUCAAACUCUAGAUCUGUUUGAAAAAUUAUGUCAUAAACGGAGUUAUAAUUACGUUAGACUUGAUGGUACUAUGACCAUUAAAAAAAGAUCAAAAGUAGUAGACAAAUUCAAUGACGAAAAUAGCAAUGAUUUUAUUUUCAUGCUUAGUUCUAAAGCUGGUGGUUGUGGAUUAAAUCUUAUUGGUGCAAAUCGUCUUGUCAUGUUUGAUCCUGAUUGGAAUCCUGCAAACGAUGAUCAAGCUAUGGCCAGAGUUUGGAGGGAUGGGCAAAAAAAACCAUGUUUCGUGUAUCGUUUUCUUUGCACUGGUACCAUUGAAGAAAAGAUUUUUCAAAGACAAGCACACAAGAAAGCAUUAAGUUCAACGGUCGUUGAUCAAGAAGAAGAUGUUGCAAGGCAUUUUACAUUAAACGAUUUAAGAGAUUUGUUUAAGUUGGAAGAAAAUACUAUAUCAGAUACUCAUGCUAAAUUUAAAUGUAAAAGGUGUGUUAAUGGUGUGGAAGUAAAAGGACCACCCGUGCAGUCAGACUGUAAUUCAGAUUUAUCAGAUUGGAGACACGCUCAUAAUCCGCGAAAUUUACCAGAUUUAUCAUUACGACAAUGUUGGUCUAGUGGAAUAUCCUUCGUUUUUCAUCAUCGAUCGCACGAACAAGUAAAAUAAGAUUUUGCGAGGUAUUCACCUGCAUUACAAUAAAGAAACAUUUUUUGUAUCGCUGCCAGCGUUACUUGGACUUUGUUAACGUAUAAUAUUUGUAUAAAGCAACAUAUCAAAAUAACUAUUUUUGUAAUA
Messenger RNA from Megachile rotundata (alfalfa leafcutting bee), 2657 nucleotides. RefSeq names its product DNA repair and recombination protein RAD54-like okr. Gene Ontology annotation, molecular function: ATP binding; DNA translocase activity. Gene Ontology annotation, cellular component: nucleus. NCBI's taxonomy places the organism in Eukaryota, Metazoa, Arthropoda, Insecta, Hymenoptera, Megachilidae. The record is from RefSeq and is a predicted model, not a curated record. Gene Ontology annotation, biological process: reciprocal meiotic recombination; double-strand break repair via synthesis-dependent strand annealing.